Molecule: messenger RNA, 440 nt
Organism: Doryrhamphus excisus (bluestripe pipefish)
Lineage: Eukaryota; Metazoa; Chordata; Actinopteri; Syngnathiformes; Syngnathidae
Gene: mrpl53
Product: mitochondrial ribosomal protein L53
Cellular component (GO): mitochondrial large ribosomal subunit
Source: RefSeq, a predicted model, not a curated record
GCGCGCCACUAGUGUCUUUUCCUGGAGGUCAAAGGUAAAAACAAACAUGGCGUCUUCUAGGACAGCCACUGUGGUUUUAAAGACGGUGAAGAAGAUAGUAGUCCAGUUUUGUCCUUUUGAGUCCGACGUUCGGUCGACGCGGGAGUUCCUGUUCGCCGUGGCCUCAGACAAGGCCAGAUCCACAAACUUAAACUGCGAGGUGAUAUCCACAGUCAAACAUGACAGGUCGGAACCUGUCGUGGAUGUUACAUACGUGGAUGGAGAGAGGCUGGUGAUGAAGGGCGCCAAGCUGAGCAGCAAUGAGAUGCUGAACGCUUUUAAGGCCCGCUGCAUGGCCAAGGACCUUCAGGCCAAAGCUGCAGCCAAAUAAUGGUCAUGAUGUGGAUUUGACUUGUGUAUAUAUAUAUCUAGAUAUUUAUAAUAAAAUACUACAGAUGCAA